Molecule: messenger RNA, 4458 nt
Organism: Phytophthora sojae
Lineage: Eukaryota; Oomycota; Peronosporomycetes; Peronosporales; Peronosporaceae
Product: putative ATPase
Exons: 1
Coding region: 1082-3508 (808 amino acids)
Biological process (GO): autophagosome maturation; retrograde protein transport, ER to cytosol; mitotic spindle disassembly
Cellular component (GO): VCP-NPL4-UFD1 AAA ATPase complex; nucleus; cytosol
Molecular function (GO): ATP binding; ATP hydrolysis activity; polyubiquitin modification-dependent protein binding
Source: RefSeq, a predicted model, not a curated record
CCUCAACAUCUUCACCCACUCGUCGUUCCUGUUCAACAUGAACCUGGUAGGAGCAACGCACUGAAGGAUGUCGACGUGCUGAGCUAACUUGUUGUUUCGUUGUGUACGUGUUUCCUGUGCUGCAGUACGGCGGACUCUUCAUGUUCUGCGGGUACGUGGUGUUCGACACGCAGAUGAUCAUCGAGAAGGCCAGCAUGGGCGACAAGGACGUGCUGGCCCACACGCUCGGCCUCUUCAUGGGUGUGUGUCUCCAUUGUGGAGGACUUGCUUGUGCUGAUGAUUUGCUAACAGUUUUCAUGUUGUUCCUUUCGUUGUUGCUGUGCGCAGACCUGAUGUCCAUCUUCGUGCGCAUUCUCAUCGCGCUGCUCCAGAACAAGAAGGGCGGCAAGUCGCCGCGCAACAGCCGUCGCGACUAAGACACCCAAGUGGAAGAGCUAGCUACGCAGGCAGCUCAAGACCUUCACCCACAGCUUCAAGCAUGCAUUCUAGUUUUUGAUCUAAUAAGCAAGUUGCCUUCGUUCAGUGUCCACGUCAUCGUGGUUCUCCCGAUAAAGUUGAGCCCUCUCGAUUAAGUACUCCUCCAUACAAACUCCAAGUCACGGACGGGAAUAUUCUGGAUUGAUUAUGCAUCAUUUCAGCCAAUCGUGUAGCUUCAAGCAUAUCUUCUCCCCCUCAGGAUUUCCAAGCUCCAUUUCCGCGGAAGAACAGUCACAAGCACCAUCUCGAGGUAAGGGCGCUCGGCCAUCCCUGGCUUCAGCUACAGCUACCUGCUCGGUCCAAGUCUGCCUUCUUCUUCUUCCUCUUGAGUACGCGGAAGUCCUGUAGCCAAACUGGUCCAAACGACGAAGCAGGAGGGGGGAGGAGCCAGCAGCAAGAUCCAAGGGCUCGCAGGCUCUUACUACCAAGACGCAUGCAGGAAACUGACUUAGGUUUACUGUGCUUUAUUACUGCAGCUUGCUUUGAUUCGGCACCCGGCGGAGACCAAAGACAGCAACAGAAACACUUGAAACAUGAGUGACAAGUACGUCACUGGCGCUGUUAAACGCCGUGUAGCCAUCCAUUGACUGACAUUUACGUGUGCAUGUGUGUCUUCCCCCACCACAGGAAGGAAGAGUUCAAGGCCGGCAUCAUGGACCGCAAGCGGUCGCCCAACCGCCUCGUGGUGGACGAAGCCACGAACGACGACAACUCGGUGAUCGCCCUGAGCAUGGCCAAGAUGGAGGAGCUGCAGCUGUUCCGCGGCGACACGGUGCUCAUCAAGGGCAAGAAGGGCCACGACACGGUGUGCGUGGUGCUCCAGGACGAGACGGUGGACGACAACAACGUGCGCAUGAACAAGGUGGUGCGCAAGAACCUGCGCGUGCGUCUGGGCGACGUCGUGGGCAUCCACACGUGCGGCGACGUGCCCUACGGCAAGCGCAUCCACGUGCUGCCCAUCGACGACACCAUCGAGGGCGUGACGGGCAACCUGUUCGACGUGUACCUGAAGCCGUACUUCGUGGAGGCCUACCGCCCCGUCAAGAAGGGUGACCUGUUCCUCGUGCGUCAGGCCAUGCACCCCGUGGAGUUCAAGGUUGUGGAGACUGAGCCCGCUCCGUACUGUAUUGUGGCGCCCGACACUAUCAUCCACUGCGAGGGUGAGCCCGUGCGCCGCGAGGACGAGGAGAAGAUGGACGAGGUCGGCUACGACGACAUCGGUGGAUGCCGUCGCCAGAUGGCUCAGAUCCGUGAAAUGAUCGAGCUGCCCCUGCGUCACCCGACCCUGUUCAAGACGCUGGGUGUCAAGCCCCCUCGUGGUGUGCUGCUGUAUGGCCCGCCCGGUUCGGGUAAGACGCUUAUCGCCCGUGCUGUCGCCAACGAGACGGGCGCCUUCUUCUUCCUGAUCAACGGUCCCGAGAUCAUGUCGAAGAUGGCUGGUGAGUCGGAGAGCAAUCUGCGUAAGGCUUUCGAGGAGGCUGAGAAGAACGCGCCGGCUAUUAUCUUCAUUGAUGAGAUUGAUUCGAUUGCGCCCAAGCGUGAGAAGACAAACGGCGAGGUGGAGCGUCGUAUCGUGUCGCAGCUGCUUACGCUCAUGGACGGCCUGAAGCAGCGUGCCAGCGUGGUGGUGAUCGGUGCAACCAACCGCCCUAACAGCAUGGACCCCGCUCUGCGUCGUUUUGGCCGUUUCGACCGCGAAAUCGACAUUGGUGUGCCCGACGAGAAUGGCCGUCUCGAGAUCUUCCGUAUCCACACGCGUAACAUGAAGCUGGACGACGACGUGGACCCGGAGCUCAUUGCACGUGACACGCAGGGUUUCGUUGGUGCCGAUAUGGCAGCCCUGUGUACCGAGGCUGCGCUGCAGUGCAUCCGUGAGAAGAUGGAUGUGAUUGACAUUGAGGAUGAGACCAUUGACGCUGAGAUCCUGGACGCCAUGGCUGUCACGCAGGCUCACUUCAAGUACGCCCUCGGUGUGUCCAACCCAUCUUCGCUGCGUGAGACCACGGUGGAGGUCCCCACGGUCACGUGGAAGGACAUCGGUGGCCUGGAGAGCGUCAAGCGCGAGCUGCUCGAGCUGGUGCAGUACCCCGUGGAGCAUCCGGAGAAGUUCGAGAAAUACGGUCUCAGCCCGUCCAAGGGUGUUCUUUUCUACGGCCCGCCCGGUUGCGGUAAGACACUGCUGGCCAAGGCUGUGGCCAACGAGUGCCAGGCUAACUUCAUCUCGAUUAAGGGCCCUGAGCUGCUGACGAUGUGGUUCGGUGAGUCGGAGGCCAACGUGCGUGAAGUGUUCGACAAGGCUCGUGGUGCCGCUCCGUGUGUGCUGUUCUUCGAUGAGCUGGACUCUAUCGCUCAGCAGCGUGGCAGCAGCUCGGGCGACGCCGGUGGCGCUGGUGACCGUGUGAUGAACCAGCUUCUGACGGAGAUGGAUGGUAUGGGUGCCAAGAAGAACGUGUUCAUUAUCGGUGCCACGAACCGUCCCGACAUCAUCGACCCGGCCCUUAUGCGUCCGGGCCGUCUGGACCAGCUUAUCUUCAUCCCCAUGCCUGACUUCGAGUCGCGUCUUAGCAUCUUGCGCUCUGUGCUGCGCAAGAGCCCUGUGUCCAAGGAGGUGGAUCUGAACUUCCUGGCGCAGCAGACGGACAAGUUCUCGGGUGCCGAUCUUACGGAAAUCUGCCAGCGCGCCGCCAAGCUGGCCAUUCGCGAGAGCAUCGCCCGUGACAUGGAGCGUGACCGUCUCCGUGCCGAGGCCGGUGACGAGAUGGAGGAUAUCGAGGAGGAGGACCCGGUGCCAGAGAUUACGCCGCGCCACUUCGAGGAGGCCGUGCGCAACGCGCGCCGCUCGGUCAGCGACCGCGACCUGGCGCAGUACUCGACCUUCGCACAGACGCUGCAGCAGGCACGUUCGCACGUCACGGCCGGCGGCACUUCGCUGGCCAACUUCUCGUUCCCGGGCCGCAACGUGAACGCUGGCGCUGCAGGCGGCGCCACCGAUGCUGCCGCCGACGAGGACGAGGAGGACCUCUACAGCUAAGCGAUAUGUCUUGGACAGCGCGAGCGGCAGGAACCCACCGAAGCAGUUAGGAGAGUCGUCGAAUACAGCAGAGUGAGGAGGUUCUAGAGGGCGCGAGCGCGGGAGGAGACGAAUCCUUUCUAAUACACUAUUGCUAUGCUUGUUUGAACGUUAUGCCUUGAUGCGAUUAGCGAAAGCCACUACAUGUAGCUCAGCGUUAUGCGCCGCUGCACUGCAGACUGGAUGCAUCUCUGCUGAUGCAGCUGUGCAACACGAUUAAAGUGCCCUGCAGGGCUCAGAGGUAUCCAUUCGCAGCGAAAAAAAGGCAACUAUAAGACCAACACUCCUGCUCAAGCUGCCCUGUGAUUGGCUGAACAGUGUUACGACUGAACCUACUUUCUCCUCGUACUUAGUCGCACCACUUCACGACUGGCGACAAGGGAGAAAAACCGAUCGCGGAAGCCAUCGCGUGUGCCCCCUAAGCCUGCGGUCGAAGCCCCACUACUCGUCUCCCAGAGCGCUCUAUCGCCCCGCAGACACCUCACCGCGUAGAGGAAUCAACAGGCUCUCCAUCGGUGUGUCGCUCGCCCCCUUUCGACCAGCAUGGGCAACGCCGCGCCGCGCGCGCAGCCGCAGAGCGUGCUGGACAGCGCGUCGCAGUACCGCACCUUCCUAAUGGACUACACGCCGCGCUCGAUGGACAUGAUGUUCGGCAAUCUGAUCGGCGACGGCAAGUUCCUCAAGAGCAUCUCGUGCAAGUGCGACGAAGGGCAUCUGGUGGUGAAAAUCUACCGCAAAUAUGACGAGAGGGAGUCGCUCACGAGCGCCGAGGUGGCGCUGCGCCGCCUGGCGCUGGCCUUCUCCGUGGAGCAGCAGCCCAACGUGAUCCCGUACGCCGACUUCCAGCUGUCCAACAAGUACAACGUGGCCUUCAUGGUGCGGCAGUACUUCGCGUCCAACCUGUACGACCG